AUGCUGCGGGAGGCCCCCGAGGCGGGCUCAACGCGGCCCAAGUUCCUCGUCCUGGACCAUGUCUCGCCCGCCACCCGCCUCAUGGAGAAGCGCCGGCAGAUGUUUGAGGUCGCCGAGACGCUCGAGCUGCAAAAGGCGGAGCACGCGCAGCGCGAGGAGGCGUACAAGAAGCGCGAGGAGGACCUCAAGCGCAAGGACCUUGAGCUCCAGGAGUCGCUCAUCCGCUUCUCGAAGUUCCUCCAGGAGAACGACGCCAAGCGGCAGCGCGCGCUGCGCCGGGAGCAGGACGAGCGGAAAGUCCGCGAGGAGAAGGAGCGGGAGAUCGCGGCGCUGCAGGAGGACCUGGACAAGCUCCGGGCGACCAAGGACGAGAUGGUCACGGCGCUGGAGACGCGCAUGUUGCAGUACCAGGCCUUUUUGGAACAAACCCUCGAGGCGGCGGACGAGUACCACGAAAUAGCCGACCUCCUCGCGCGGCACGCGACGCUCCAGGCGACGAACCAGGACCUCAAGGAGCAGACGCAGAGCCUCACGCGGGAGCUCGAGCAGCUGCGGCUGGACAUGAACGCGUACGUGCGCGCCAAGACCAACGAGAUAUUGAAUCUGAACAACGAGAUAUCGACGCUGAAGAAGGACCUGGAGCAGCGGGAGCGGGCGUGCAUGGCGCUCGAGGCGAAGAAGGACUACUCGAUGCAGAUCAUGUGCCAGAGGACGCUCGAGCAUGGGCAGGUGUGCAUGGCCACCGACAACCUCUUCCACCGGUGCCGCUCGCGGUCGCACAUCAGCCACCCGACGGACGCGGACGCCGCGCAGCAGCUCGAGGUCGUCGGGAACUUCGUCUCGGACCUGGGCGAGAUCGUCAAGCAGUGGCGCUUGCAGCUAGCAAGGAAGUCGGUGACCCCAAGGGGCAAGAGCCCGCCGGAAGAGGAGCCCCUCAUCACCUUCUUCCUCUUCGUCGAGAACGGAGCGGACUUCAAGUUCUACCACUACGCCGCGAGCGACAUGCACGUCGGCGGGUACGUGCGGCGGGAGGGCGGCGGGGAGGCGAGGAAGGUCCGCGUCACGGUGUUCGGGGAGGGGGAGGUCCUGAACACGCCUGACAUGACCGUGUACGCGAACUCCGACGACGGCGUGGAGGUCGUGCUGAACAGGGCCCGCUACUUCCGCCUGCAAAUGGAGGACGGCGCGUUCGUGGAGUACGACACUGUCGACACGGGAGGGUGGCGGUUCAAGUGCGAGCCCGAAGGGCACUGGGAGGUGGGCAGCGGCGACGAGAACUGCGCUGAGAUCACGGAGAGAGAGACGGGCUUCUACAUCGCGACGAACAUCAAGGAGCCGUUCACGGCCGGAGUUAUAGACGUGCAGUAG
This is a messenger RNA of Pedinophyceae sp. YPF-701, 1368 nucleotides long. The record is from the annotation of a GenBank genome assembly. Lineage: Eukaryota; Viridiplantae; Chlorophyta; Pedinophyceae.